Trematosphaeria pertusa is the source of this 984-nucleotide messenger RNA. RefSeq lists its product as uncharacterized. The coding region runs from base 1 to 984 and encodes 327 amino acids. The transcript has a single exon. NCBI's taxonomy places the organism in Eukaryota, Fungi, Ascomycota, Dothideomycetes, Pleosporales, Trematosphaeriaceae. The record is from RefSeq and is a predicted model, not a curated record.
AUGGCGAAGCGCAAGCUCAAGCUCAAGCUCAAGCUCGCGACCUCGCCGCUCACCCAACCCAGGAAGAAGGCACGAUCGAAAGCCUCCGGAGACCUUACCCCGAAAAGCACCAAGCCGCUACCCUUCUUCGAGUACCUGAACUACGAUGUGCGCAUGUUGAUAUACAUGCAUAUGCGCCUACCCCCCUGGUCCAAUGGAAGCCAUUGGAAAGGCUUCAUUCUCUCUUGCCGUCAAGCUCACCUCGAAGCAUCUGAAAGUGCGGGCCGUCGGCUGAAGGCUGCCCUGAUCGCCUUCACGAACAACUUGGAAGGCGUCCAGGUUCCGAACAUCCCAAUCGGCGAGGGAUUCAAGGCUUUGAAGGAGCUCACCUUACAGAGUUCCGUCAACUAUAUGCCACUAUCGGAGUUUGAGAGACUGAGCCCGUUGCUUAAUCUGUACCUCGACAAGAUUACCUAUGUUUUCAAGGGCGAUGAAGUCGCUGCUCGAAAAGUGAUAGAACCUCCACGACUACAGCAUGAGGUUACCGCAGCUCUCACCGACUCAAUUUACGGCGGUCUGGCUUCUCGGCGCAUGCCAUGGCUUCGCAGCAUGGCUCUAGAUUUGAGAACUGUGGCAGUGUGGAUAUCAACCGACGCUGAAAAGGCUAUCCACACAAAGCAGAUCGCCAUUGCUUGGGAUUUACUGCCUGAGGACUCUGAGAGGAUGACGAGAUUAAGGAGACCCACUCUCCAGGGCUCCGAGCGGACCUAUCCUAUAUGGGACUUCGAUCAAUGGGGAGUAAGUGAAGAAAACCUUCAGGAGGAGCUGCGGAAGGUGAAGAAAUAUGAGCUCUCAGGGAAGGAUGGGCUGUUGGGCGAGUGUGGGCUCCGAAGCGAUUAUCGAUGGGUAUUGCGUCCAGGCGAGAACGUGCGAAGUCUGUGGCUGUAUACACCGACUAGGAAGAUCUCGAGCCAGGGUAUUGGCCAGGAUAUAGUGGAAGGCUAG